Messenger RNA from Panicum virgatum (switchgrass), 915 nucleotides. RefSeq lists its product as uncharacterized. NCBI's taxonomy places the organism in Eukaryota, Viridiplantae, Streptophyta, Magnoliopsida, Poales, Poaceae. The coding region runs from base 373 to 915 and encodes 180 amino acids. The transcript is spliced from 2 exons. The record is from RefSeq and is a predicted model, not a curated record.
UGGCGGUGCAAGUAUUGUAAUACGCAGAAAGCAGGAGGUGGUGCGACUAGAUUGAAACAACAUUUGGCUCACCGCGGGGCGGAGGUGGUCCAUUGCAGGAAUGUGCCGCCAGAUGUGCGGGAGUAUUUUCAGCGUGACAUUGAGAAGGCUAGGAAGGCAACUGCUGAACGGGCUCGAGAGAGGUUGAGACGGGAGAAGGCUGCAGCGGAGGGAAACUAUCCCGGUGAAGAAGAAGAUGAGGAGACUCAGCUGCAGCGUGCCUUGGACCAAUCGAGAGCGGAAGCAGUGUACCGACGGGGGGUGGAACAGAGAGGAGGUGUAUACGAGCAUGGAGGGGAUAGUGGUUCGACGAGGGGGAAUCCUUUGCAGAGGAUGUUGCGUAGGGCAACUUCGCAGAGGGAGAGUCCUGCGGUGGAGGAUUAUAACGUGGCAUCCGGUGGGAGAAGAGGAAUGACCCAACAAAGAAUUGAUACAGGCUCCUGGACGCAGAAGGGUAGAAAUGCAAAGGAAGCUAUUGGUAAAGCUUGGUCAAAGUUUUUCCAUUUUGCGGGAGUACCUGGAAGACAGGCUGACAAUCCUUACUUUGUCAGCGCGGUCAGGGAGACACAGAAGUGGGGUGAAGGUAUCGCAUCACCAACUGGACGGGAUAUUGAUGGCAAGUACCUUGAUCAGAACGAGCAAGACUUGAAGACGAGGUACGUAAAGUUUCGGAAAGACUGGCCCUUAUUUGGCGUCACGUUGAUGUGUGAUUCAUGGACUGGGCCGACGAGGAUGAGUGUCAUCAACUUUUUGAUAUACUGCAAUGGAGUCAUGUGGUUCCACAAGUCUAUUGAUGCGAGUGGAAGAACUCAAGAUAGCACAUAUUUGCUUAGGGUAGGCCCUAAACAUGUCCCAUUCACUUUGAGUAUAUUUUGA